UGGGUUUUCAGGGCUUGGUCUCGUUUUGGUUUCAGCUCUGACAUGUCUGUGCUCCGACUGCAAACAAGCCAACUCCACCUGCGAGACGGACGGCGCCUGCAUGGUCUCGGUCUUCAACCUGGACGGGGUCAAACACCACGUUCGGACCUGCAUUCCCGAGGCAAAGCUGAUUCCUGCCGGGAAGCCCUUCUACUGCCUGAGUUCAGAGGAUCUGCGGAACACUCACUGCUGCUACUCCGAUUUUUGCAACAAAAUUGAUUUAAUGGUUCCCAGCGGGCACCUGAAGGACAACGAGCCCCCGUCGAGCUGGGGUCCCGUGGAGCUGGUGGCAGUGAUCGCCGGGCCCGUGUUCCUCGUCUUUGUCGUCAUGAUCAUCGUGGUCUUUGUGUUCCAUCACCACCAGCGAGUCUACCACAACCGCCAGCGGCUCGACAUGGAGGACCCCUCCUGUGAAAUGUGCCUUUCCAAGGAUAAGACCUUGCAAGAUCUGGUCUACGAUCUCUCCACCUCCGGCUCGGGCUCAGGUCUGCCGCUGUUUGUCCAGCGGACCGUGGCGCGGACGAUUGUCCUGCAGGAGAUCAUCGGCAAAGGCCGCUUCGGGGAGGUGUGGCGGGGCAGGUGGCGAGGGGGUGACGUGGCUGUGAAGAUCUUCUCCUCCCGUGAGGAGCGCUCCUGGUUCAGGGAAGCGGAGAUCUAUCAGACCGUGAUGCUGCGGCACGAGAACAUCCUGGGGUUUAUCGCUGCGGACAACAAAGAUAACGGGACGUGGACUCAGCUGUGGCUCGUCUCCGACUACCACGAGCACGGCUCCCUCUUCGACUACCUGAACCGCUACACGGUGACCAUCGAGGGCAUGAUCAAGCUCGCCCUGUCUGCUGCCAGCGGGCUGGCCCACCUGCACAUGGAGAUCGUGGGCACUCAGGGGAAGCCUGGGAUUGCUCACAGAGACCUGAAAUCCAAGAACAUCUUGGUGAAGAAGAACGGCACUUGUGCCAUUGCUGACCUCGGCCUGGCUGUCCGGCACGACUCGGUCACGGACACGAUUGAUAUCGCGCCGAAUCAGAGGGUCGGCACCAAACGAUACAUGGCCCCAGAAGUCUUGGAUGAAACCAUCAACAUGAAGCAUUUUGACUCAUUCAAAUGUGCCGAUAUCUACGCCUUGGGCUUGGUCUACUGGGAGAUUGCCCGAAGGUGCAACGCAGGAGGUAUCCAUGAGGAGUAUCAGCUGCCCUACUACGACCUUGUGCCCUCUGAUCCUUCCAUCGAGGAGAUGCGGAAGGUCGUGUGUGAUCAGAAAUUACGGCCGAACAUCCCCAACUGGUGGCAGAGCUACGAGGCACUGCGGGUGAUGGGCAAGAUGAUGCGGGAGUGCUGGUACGCCAACGGAGCCGCCCGGCUCACCGCCCUCCGCAUCAAGAAAACCCUCUCCCAGCUCAGUGUCCAGGAAGAUGUGAAAAUUUAGGCUCUGAGCCUCAGCAGGAAGAAACUGCACAGGAGCUGCCGUGCUAGAGUAGACGUGUGAUGGAGGCCUACCUCGUGUUUCAGCCCAACCUACUGCUACAACCAGACAGCGGGACCUGCAGGCUGCGAGGCGGGGGGGACGGAGCCUACGGAACCGCUCUCUUCCCUGCUUGGGUAUGAAACAAUCCGAAACCUUUUGUGAUCACCUCCCGAGAGCGUGGAGACUCGAGAGGGACUUCACCCGAGGGAUCUCAGCCAUGAUCAGUAACUCUUUCUUCCCGUAACAGGAAAUCCCUGUAAAGUUCAGCGUGCCCUGGGUACCCCUUGGCAGACUGGGAGCCAGGCCGGGGUGCCCGGUGCCGGGAGUGGGAAGGGAAAGGGAAGGUUUUUCUUGCCGUGCUCUGAGGACUUUUUUUUUCUCCAGGGACUGGCACGUUGAUGCAGA
Molecule: messenger RNA, 1906 nt
Organism: Empidonax traillii (willow flycatcher)
Lineage: Eukaryota; Metazoa; Chordata; Aves; Passeriformes; Tyrannidae
Gene: ACVR1B
Product: activin A receptor type 1B
Exons: 8
Coding region: 101-1462 (453 amino acids)
Biological process (GO): cellular response to growth factor stimulus; protein phosphorylation; nervous system development
Cellular component (GO): activin receptor complex; plasma membrane
Molecular function (GO): ATP binding; activin receptor activity, type I; activin binding
Source: RefSeq, a predicted model, not a curated record